GCAGCCAAUAGGCGGGCAGCUUGUUGGAGGGUGAGCGACGCGAGCCGGCGGCUUCUCCUCUCCACAGCGGCGGGUUCCAUUGUUCGGGUUCAGCGGCGCCAUGAGGGGUGAUCGAGGCCGUGGCCGUGGCGGUCGUUUUGGCUCCAGGGGCGGCCCUGGCAGUGGGUUCAGGCCCUUUGUGCCACACAUCCCCUUUGACUUCUAUGUGUGUGAAAUGGCCUUCCCUCGUGUGAAACCUGCCCCAGAUGAGACUGCCUUCAGUGAAGCCUUGCUGAAGAGAAACCAGGAUCUGGCUCCCAAUUCUGCGGAACAGGCUUCCAUUCUUUCCCUGGUGACUAAAAUAAACAAUGUGAUUGACAACUUGAUCGUAGCACCAGGAACUUUCGAAGUGCAAAUCGAAGAAGUCCGCCAGGUGGGGUCCUACAAGAAGGGCACCAUGACAACGGGGCACAACGUGGCCGAUCUGGUAGUGAUCCUGAAAAUCUUGCCUACGUUGGAAGCUGUUGCUGCCUUAGGAAACAAAGUGGUGGAAAGCCUGAGAGCACAGGAUCCUACUGAAGUCCUGACCAUGUUAACCAACGAGACUGGCUUUGAGAUUAGCUCUGCUGAUGCUACGGUGAAGAUCCUCAUUACCACCGUGCCCCCCAACCUUCGAAAGCUGGACCCAGAGCUCCACUUGGAUAUCAAAGUGCUGCAGAGCGCCCUGGCUGCCAUCCGACAUGCUCGCUGGUUUGAAGAGAAUGCUUCUCAGUCCACGGUGAAAGUCUUAAUCCGAUUGCUGAAGGACUUGAGAAUCCGAUUCCCUGGCUUCGAGCCCCUCACUCCAUGGAUCCUCGACCUUCUGGGGCACUAUGCUGUGAUGAACAACCCUACCAGGCAGCCCUUGGCUCUCAAUGUCGCGUACAGGCGCUGCCUUCAGAUCCUGGCGGCUGGGCUGUUCCUUCCGGGAUCUGUUGGGAUCACCGAUCCCUGCGAGAGUGGCAACUUCAGAGUCCAUACAGUCAUGACCCUGGAACAACAGGACAUGGUGUGUUACACGGCACAGACGCUUGUCCGAAUCCUCUCGCACGGAGGUUACAGGAAGAUCCUUGGACAAGAGGGGGAUGCCAGCUACCUGGCCUCUGAAAUGUCCACUUGGGACGGGGUGAUAGUCACCCCUUCAGAGAAGGCUUACGAGAAGCCUCCAGAGAAGAAGGAAGGGGAGGAGGAAGAGGAGAAUCAAGAAGAAACAGCUGCAGGAGAGGAGGAGGAGAGCAUGGAGACUCAGGAGUGACCUGCACAGCUUGACCCUUACUGGCCGAAGCACAUGAAGAAUCUCGUCCAGACCCGAGCCUGUCCUUGCCCAUCCGUCUCACCGAACGAUGGGAAGAGUCCUUCAUAUUUUGUCUUGGUUUUUAUAGGUUAUAUUAAAAUGGUUCCCCCUUUUAA
Gopherus evgoodei (Goodes thornscrub tortoise) is the source of this 1428-nucleotide messenger RNA. It is a transcript of the gene ILF2, whose product is annotated as interleukin enhancer binding factor 2. NCBI's taxonomy places the organism in Eukaryota, Metazoa, Chordata, Testudines, Testudinidae. The transcript is spliced from 15 exons. The coding region runs from base 101 to 1273 and encodes 390 amino acids. The record is from RefSeq and is a predicted model, not a curated record.